Helobdella robusta is the source of this 1266-nucleotide messenger RNA. RefSeq lists its product as hypothetical. Bases 1 to 1266 code for a protein of 421 amino acids. Gene Ontology annotation, biological process: monocarboxylic acid transport; transmembrane transport. The transcript has 5 exons. Gene Ontology annotation, molecular function: monocarboxylic acid transmembrane transporter activity. The record is from RefSeq and is a predicted model, not a curated record. NCBI's taxonomy places the organism in Eukaryota, Metazoa, Annelida, Clitellata, Rhynchobdellida, Glossiphoniidae.
AUGUCCUUCAUACACGUUUUUAGAGUUUUUAAAAAGAAAAAAAGUCACGUUCUAGAGCUAGAUUCGGGGUAUAACGUGAAACCAUAUUUCGACAGAUACGGUUACAUGGUACUAUUCGGUUCGUUUGUGGCCAACUUGAUAAUAGAGGGGUGCUUCGUAUCUUUCGGCAUCAUCUACAACGUACUUGUGGAAGAAUUCAACGUGACGAGGGCCAGUGCAGCCUGGGUGGGCUCUGUUUUCCAGGCUAUUCCCUUCAUCUUCGGUCCUGUGAGUAGUAUUAUAACCAACAAAUUUGGCUGCAGACGUGCGGCUAUAAUUGGCGGUUUUAUAGCCUGCUUAGGAUGGUUUUUGGGCUCCUUCAUGAACAGCAUCGCACUGUUGGUCAUCACGUUUGGCCUCAUAUCUGGGUUCGGUCUGUCGUUGGUGGUCAUUCCGUCCCUGGUCAUCGUUCCCUUUUAUUUUGUUGAGAGGAUGUCUCUCGCAGCAAGCAUCGCCAUUGGCGGAUCGGGACUGGGGACGAUAAUUUACCCGCCCAUGACGGACUACCUGAUCAGAACGUAUACCUGGCGGGGUGCUUUCCAAAUUUUGGCGGCCUCAUUUCUACACUUGGUCGUUUGCGGGGCCCUCUUCAGACUUCCUGACAGCUUUGGCAUGGGUCUUGUACAGACGGCUUUCGACUUAUCGAUCCUGAAAAAUACGGUCUUCACGUUGUUUUGUAUUCAGUCGGUGUUUUAUUACUUUGCGUUCGACACACCACUCAUGAACAUCAUCGCGUUGACCCAGCAGUGUGGCGUCAGUAGUCAGAAAGCUUCCUGGGUCCUUUCAACCUACGGAAUUGCCAACAGCUUUGGACAGAUGUUUAUUGGAUGGCUGGCCGACUUGGAGCUCUUCAACAACUUGUUCAUCUACAACUUCACCACCGUCGUGGCCGGGGCAGCAACUGUGUUGGUAGCAUUCGGCACGACUUAUACACACUUCAUCCUGUAUGCUAUCACCUUUGGGGUUUUCAUCAGCUCCAACUAUGCCCUCUGCACCGCUAUUAUCGUCGAGUAUGUAGGGAUGGAAAGUCUAUCGAAUGCUUUCGGUAUCACAUCACUGGCCGAGGGUACCGCCAUUUUGUUGGGCCCCCCUUGUGGAGGUUACCUAUUCGACCUGAAUGGCAAUUACAUUCUCACGUUUACAUGCGCCGGUCUGAUCAUCAUGCUUUCCGGGACCGUCCUAUUGUUUGUGCCAUGCUUUAACAAGUGCUUCAAUAAAAAUAAGUAA